AUGUUUGAAGACGAAGCGCUUGAUCAAGAGUUAGAAAACAUUCUAAACCAUCCAGCGCCAGCCUACAAUGAAAAGUCAUACUGGAACUCUCGUUAUGAGAAAGAAACAGAAUCAUUCGAAUGGUAUAAUAGUUGGGUUAAACUGAAAGAACAUGUUGCCCAGCAUAUUAAUGGAUCUGGAACCGCUCUCAAUCUUGGAUGCGGAAAUUCCAACAUGACAAGCGAACUUCUCUUAAAUGGUUUCGAUAAAGUUGUUGGAAUAGACUUUUCAGAAGUUGUAAUUGGACAGAUGAGAAAGAAAUAUCAAUUAGAACAGAAACUUGAGUGGGAAACAGGCGAUAUUACAAAAAUGAAGUUCCCAAACAAUCAUUUUGAUUUUGUUUUCGAUAAAGCUACACUCGAUACACUAGUUUGUGGAGACAAUUCGAACAAAGUUAUCGUUUCACUCUUGAAAGAAAUCGCUCGCGUAAUGAAACCAGGUGGAACAUUUAUUUUGAUUUCUUACGGCUCUCCAACAACAAGGAAGCGCUUCUUUGAAGGAACACAAACAGGGUUAACCCUUGUUGAAUCUGUUAAAGUUGAAAAGCAAGAAGUUUCUGGUGCUUUUCAUUAUAUUUAUGUCAUCAAGAAAGAUAUGUAA
Molecule: messenger RNA, 639 nt
Organism: Trichomonas vaginalis G3
Lineage: Eukaryota; Parabasalia; Trichomonadida; Trichomonadidae
Product: methyltransferase protein
Exons: 1
Coding region: 1-639 (212 amino acids)
Molecular function (GO): S-adenosylmethionine-dependent methyltransferase activity
Source: RefSeq, a predicted model, not a curated record